AUCGACCACACGUCAAGAAGUGUCAGUAGGGAAAAAAUGCAAAUUUGAUGCAAAAGUAAUGGAUCUUGACCAAAUAUAAAGUGAAUAUCUAAUUCUAACACCUCGUCGUUUGUGAAUAUAUAUAUCCUGGAAUAUCCACAACCAAAUACGAUGUCGUUAACUAUUCAACAAAUUAUAACAGACGCAAGACGUCUCGCUAGUCGAUUAAAGGACAGAGACGUUGUAGCAGAUGUGUUAUUAAAUGAAACUCAUGCUAUUAACAAGAAGAUUGAUGCAAUGAAACAGUUUCAGGAUGAAGUAGAAACUCUCAAUGAAAUAGCAAACCAAAAACCUCACUCACAACUUAUAGCAAACAUUCAAAAAGAAAACAGACAUCUACGAGAAAUCCAACAAGAAAAUCGCGAGUUGAGGGAUGCUUUGGAAGACUACCAUAUUACAUUAGAGCAUGUCAUGUCCAAAUAUAGAGAACAUGCUACUGAACAAAUAGAAAAAACAAGAGUAGAUUUCAAAGCAUUACAGCACCAGAGGUACAGUAAGGUUAUCCAAGAUCAGGCUGAGAAAAUCAAGGAAAUGGCUGCUGUCAUGAACAAGGCUGCUGAAAUUGAUGAAAGUCGUCAGGUGGCAGACCAGGAGCUAGUUUCAAUGUUGAAAAUCGAAAAUCAGGGCUUAAGAGAAAUGCUUGAUAUUGCAUGCAGUUAUGGCAACUUGAAGAAGGAAGAUAAAACAGUACAAACAGACGAAAAUUUCACCUAAUCUGCCGAUUUUUGAACAAUUUUUUAAUUCUCUGUAAUUCGUCCUAAUUUAUUAUUUUUUAUGAUAUGCAUUAGUUUUUCUAAAUAUGUGUAUUUUUCUAAUUAAUGCUAAACAUACUACUAGAAUAGUACUACAUACUACAAAGAUCUGCUUUUAUCUCUUUUCAACAUACCAAAUGCACUUAUUAAAAUAGGUCAAUGUUCACUUUAACUGAAUGAAGUGUCCUUACUCACUGAUAAAUAUUGUGUAUCACUGCUGUGCUAUGCGGUUUGUCACUUUACAACAGCGGUCAUGGCGCCCCGGUAUUUAGGUUUCUGCCUACGUGGCCGCUUCAGUAUAAAAAACAAGUCUUUAGUUCCAUUGACUGGUACUUGAAACUAUAAUAGACCCAAAGUGACAUACAGUCCAAAACGAUAGAAAUUAUGCCGCACUUUGAGUAAAAUCGUCGGUCACUAUUUGAAGUGUCAGACUUAAGUUUUAGCGCGUGAAGUUUGUACACUUGGGGCCGUAUCGUCAGUCGUUCGUACAAUUGUAGAGCGCCUUCAUGGCCUCCUUGAUUUUCAUAGUUUUCUACUGUUCUGUGUCAGCGCUCUAUUUUGAGGUUAUGUCACAAAUAUCUUUCUGCAUCAAAUUGUUCAUACUUUUAAUUUAUAUCAUUUUUUUGAUCACAAUAAUUUUUUUUACAAUUCAAAAAAGCAGAACUUCACAAAAGGAGAGUGCUGACGCUGAACACGGAACGGUAGGAAUCUAGAAAUACCCCAGCCUUUUUGAAAGGCUGAAAAUACUAUGAAAAUCAAGGAGGCCAUAAAGGCGUUCUACAAUUAUUGUAGGAACGACUGACAAUAAGGCCCUUAGAUAACAAACGUAUGUUUACUUUGAAUUUGUGUUACCCCAUCAAAAAAAGUGUCAAACCACUGAUGUUCUCAGUAGCAGCCAUUCACUUUUGCAUUACCAGUAAAUGUUUGCAGCUAGUUAGAAAAUUAGGAAGUCAACUUGUGAUGUUGACUGCACACUCUCCCGCUAUGUUUGGCCUGGAGCACUCGCUAGAGGUCGAGUAACGCGUGCGAUCCCCUAUAAUCUAGUUUAUUCAAUAUGGUUGCUAACUACGAAACGAUGAACGGUGGCGGAGAAUAGACGAAGCGAGUGUAUCAUAUGUAUUAUGUACACUCGCGGUGCCUCAAGGAGAGUGUACAGCCGGCUUGAAAAGUAUCCGCGUUAUAUGUAUAUCUUCAUAUUGGAACUGUUAUGCAUUUCUUUUUGUUAUUUAAUAGUAUAUUCUUUUGUUUUAUACCGCAGUAUAUUUAUCCAAAAUAGAUUAAUAUUAAUAUGACUUAUCAGUCUUCAGUGAUAGAAUUCGUUAGGAUUUAGUAUUUUCAUUAAAUUGAUUAUAAACUGUGUUUUUAUAUAAAAAUAAAAGCUC
Messenger RNA from Acanthoscelides obtectus, 2173 nucleotides. The record is from the annotation of a GenBank genome assembly. NCBI's taxonomy places the organism in Eukaryota, Metazoa, Arthropoda, Insecta, Coleoptera, Chrysomelidae.